AUGCCCCACCUGACCAAUACAUGUCCGAAUUCGGAGCUCGGGCAACGGUACGCCAACAUAAACCAGGAUACCUCUUGGGUCAGCUUCAAGUUCCCAGGUGGCCGUCUUCGGCGACUCAAGGAGCACACUAUGUCGGUCAUGGAAGGGACGACCACCGUCCUGUCGGCGCAAGAUGUUUUGACAGCAUAUGUCGUGAAUGUUCUCAACCGCCACUCAGCGGGGGGGCCAAUCACGCGUAUUACGAACGCAGCAAGCUACCGCGACGUUCCUGCUGUCGUAGACAGCCCGAGAGUGGCUGGCAACGCAAUCUACAUUGUACCCACCACCCUGGGGACGGUUUCCGCGAGCCUCUUUAAUACUGCAGUUGCCAUCCGCAAUACUCUCUCGCGUUGCAGAACCCCCGCCUUUGUGGAGGAGUACAUGGCGGUUGCAAGUACGUUGAUGCUAUCGGCCGUCAAUGGCGAUCGCACCUGGCUCUUCACAUCGACUCCUGAGAAGCUGUCUGUGAACUCGAACGCGUCGUACGUCUCCUAUAAAUCACAUAAUGUAUAA
Messenger RNA from Trametes versicolor FP-101664 SS1, 552 nucleotides. RefSeq lists its product as uncharacterized. The record is from RefSeq and is a predicted model, not a curated record. The transcript has 3 exons. Bases 1 to 552 code for a protein of 183 amino acids. NCBI's taxonomy places the organism in Eukaryota, Fungi, Basidiomycota, Agaricomycetes, Polyporales, Polyporaceae.